AUGAAUCAAGAAUCAUUUAUAUUAGUAUUGUUUGUGUGUUGUUUAAAAAAUUAUAUUGAAGCUUUAAGUUUUCCUGGACCUAGAGUGUAUGUAGUUACUCCAGCAGCACGACCUCUAGAAAAAGAUGAUGGAAAAUUCUACUAUCACAAAUGGAUGAGAAGAAUGGACACAUUUCCGAAUUCUACCACUACCACUCCAACAACAACAACGGCGGCACCUAAAAAAGAAACACCGGAUUUAAUAUUUGCAGAGUUUGAAUCUGAUGGAAGUAAGCAAAAGUCCAUCAGAAAAUUGCUGGAGAAAGAGAAAGUAUCAUCAAAAUCCACAACAAUGAGCCCUAUAUAUGUACCUGAUGAUGAAGAGAAUAGAGUGACCCGUGUAGUGAAUUAUGGUUUACCUGUGAAAAUAGAAAAUCACGCAGAUACUGACACUGAAAUAUCUACAGAGCAAACAGAUUUUUCUUUCAUGCAUCAUAAGGACUAUUAUAAUAAAAUGCAGGCACCAGUACAUAUACCCUCGAAAACUACUCCGAAGAUUAGAAGUACUACGACUACGACCACGACCACAACUACUGAACCAGCUCCUAUUAACAUAGAAAACAUUUGGCAUAUAAUUGAUAAUGAAAAGAUUAAUCAGUACUCAGGGAACUGGCAUGAAGUACCAGUGGAUGACAAUGAAAACAGUGGAAAAGAAAGUGAGAAGUCUGAACAUUCUAGACCUAGCCAAUUAGAUGAAGACGAUGAAGGGGAAGCAGGACAAAAUCAGUUUGAUACAAUAGAUGAAAAUUUCGCAAUACCAGGGUUUACUACGAAUUCUGGAAGUGGAGCCGAAAAUGAAUCUAGGGCAAUACGAACUGAACCAGUCAUAAGAUUUCCCUAUGUUAAUCUUAAACCAUUUCAAAUGAAGUCUUCGAAGAAAACAUCACUGAGUGGUUCAUCAAAUAAUAAAAAAAAUAAUAACAUGAUGAUAUCAUUAGACCAAUUCACCGAUUUAAAGCAUCCUGUUAGAGGAGAAGCUCAAGAUAUUCUUCCAUUAGGAUCCCAGAUAGAUCGUUACAAUCCAGCUCAACCUUAUCUACCACAACCUCCCUACGGAAGUAAAGUAUCUAAACAAUCUAGUCCUGUUUCUUCACCACCAAAAGCAACUGCUAAUUUAGUUCCUCCACCUCCUCCACCGCCACCACCCAAAGCUAGUGAUAGUUUUCCAGCUCCUGCUAUCUAUGAAUCUUUCCCGCCCUAUGCACCGUCGAAUCCAGACUUUGGAUCUGUAUCUUCCCAAUCUAUUUCGGAUUCUGUAGACUCACUAGAUACAUCUGGUAGUGAAGAUACAUCCAGUGAUAGUGACGAUGGACCACAAAUGGAUUUGGGAUAUCGUUAUAAACUACCUAUAGCUGCAGCAGACAACGGCCCCGUGAUGGAUACGGGUUAUCAAUAUAAGCCACCUUCGGCGCCUGUCCCACAAUUCAUUCCAACUAUACCACCAGAACCUAAGCCUUUUGCUGGCUAUUCUUACAAUAAGCCUAGCAUUGAUACUAAUAGUGCUCCAGUGAUUAGCAAACCUGAAUUUCAAGGUUACCAUUACAAUAAACCAGACGCAGCAAAACCUUCGCAUGAUUAUAUGCCACCAAGCUAUGGUUCUCCUCCGAGCUAUGGACCAUCACCUAGUUACGGACAUGACGACACGCCACCACAUGAACACGAUUCGGACUACCCUGAAUUAUUGUUUAGUAAACCAAAUGACCACGGAAGUGAUGAUAUGAAAGGAAGUGAUAUGGGAAUGGUGCCUCCACCACCACCUUCAGGUAUGCAGCCUGAUAUGUAUGGGCCACCACCUUCAGAUAUGAAACCUGAUAUGUAUGGGCCACCUGAUGAUCAUGGCUUUCCAAUUGAUUUUCCUACAGAUUUUAAAUUUCAUCACGAUUUCGAUGAACACGAUCAUUAUCAUCAUCACCCUACUACCACAACUAGUACAGAAAUGCCUCGUGUGAAUAGAUUUAGUUACUACUAUUUAGGGAAAAAAUUAUAUUACCUUCCGUUAUAUUUUAGUGUUUACUUUAUAGUAUAUGUGGGUGCUUUAAUUAUUAAAGCCGUAUUGCGACAUAAGAUUGUAUAUCCUAAUAGUUGGAAACCGAACGGUACUACAGCAACUUUCUUUUCAAAAAGAUCAGUGGACGAUUAUCUCUCAAAUGAUAACUUACAUGAAGUAACCAAGAAGGUCACUCACGCACUCGCAACAGCCGCAGAAAAAUAUAUAAAUGCUAAAAAAGAAGCA
This is a messenger RNA of Brenthis ino (lesser marbled fritillary), 2271 nucleotides long. The record is from the annotation of a GenBank genome assembly. Lineage: Eukaryota; Metazoa; Arthropoda; Insecta; Lepidoptera; Nymphalidae.